GGGGACGCACAGCAGCCCUGACUCCGUUUCCGGAGCGCUUUGGUCCUUGGAUCUGACAGACCUCGCAGCGGGCCGGCCCCGGGAUGACGAACCGGACGACUGCCGAGCAGGCCCAGACGCCGGCGUCGGAGGCCCCGUGGGAGCGGCCCUGGUCGGUGGAAGAGAUCCGCAGGAGCAGCCAGAGCUGGUCGCUGGCGGCCGACGCGGGCCUCCUGCAGUUUCUCCAGGAAUUCUCCCAGCAGACCAUCUCUAGGACGCAUGAAAUCAAGAAGCAGGUGGACGGGCUCAUCCGGGAAACCAAAGCCACAGACUGUCGCCUGCACAACGUCUUCAAUGACUUCCUUAUGCUGUCUAACACCCAGUUCAUCGAAAAUCGUGUGUACGAUGAAGAAGUGGAGGAGCCGGUAGUCAAGGCUGAGACUGAAAAGGCAGAGCAGGAAAAGACUCGGGAACAGAAGGAAAUUGACCUGAUUCCUAAAGUCCAAGAGGCUGUGAACUAUGGGCUACAAGUCCUGGACAGUGCCUUCGAGCAACUGGACAUCAAAGCUGGGAAUUCUGACUCUGAGGAAGACGACGCUAACGAGCGGGUGGAGCUGAUCCUUGAACCGAAGGACCUGUAUGUAGAUCGACCUCUGCCUUACCUGAUUGGCUCGAAGCUGUUCAUGGAGCAGGAGGAUGUGGGGCUGGGGGAGCUGUCCAGUGAAGAAGGCUCUGUGGGCAGCGAUCGUGGCAGUCUUGUGGACAGUGAGGAAGAGAAGGAAGAGGAGGAGUCAGAUGAAGAGUUUGCCAAUCACAGUGACAAUGACGCAAACCGGCACGCAGCGCAGCUGAGUGAGGAAGAAGAGGAUGAUGAUGGCUGUGACCUGUUUGCUGACUCUGAGAAGGAGGACGAUAUGGAAGAUGUUGCUGAGACCACCAAACCCAAAAGGCCCACGUCAUUUGCUGAUGAGCUGGCGGCACGAAUCAAAGGGGAGGCUCCAGGCCGACCGGAAGAGGAGCAGACAGAUGAAGACGAGAAUAUGUUUGCACCUCCUAAGCUGACCGACGAAGACUUCUCGCCCUUCGCUUCCAGAGGGGGCCUGUUCAGCGGCGGGCAGGGACUGUUUGAUGACGAGGACGAUGAGAGCGACCUCUUCAAGGAUGCCCCGCGGGAUCGGCCAACCAGAACACCCGUACGAGAAGAACCUUCAUCCUCCAAACCUGCAAAGAAAAUCCCAGCAGGAGGAGUCUCUGUGUUUUUAGCCACAGGGGACACCGAUGUGUUUGGGGUCACCUCUGCACCCUCCCGGAAGGAGCCCCAGAAACCCGAGCAGCCCCCUCCCGGGAAGAGCCCCCACCUCCCAGCUCCAGCUGGACUCUUUGCAGCUGACGACGAUGAUGACAACGAUGACCUUUUUGCAGCAUCCCACAGCAAACCUUCCCUGUCAGGCCAGGUCAGGUCCACCGCGGACAUGUUUGACGACGAGGAGGGAGACCUGUUCAAAGAGAAGGCAGCUUUGCCAGGAGACACUGUGAACCAGACAGAUGAAAAGAAAGCCAGGGCCCAAAAACAGGCAACCCUACCUUCCAACAAAAAUCUCCAGGUUAAGUCGGAAACGAAGACCCACAAAGGUUUGUUUUCCGAUGAGGAGGACUCUGAGGAUUUGUUUUCUUCUCAAAACAUGAGCAAGUCAAAAGGUGCAUCUCUGCCGCCUAGCAAGCUGCCACCAUCGGUCUCCCUUUUCGAUGAUGAAGAUGAAGAUGAUAACCUUUUUGGGGCUACAGCUGCUAAGAAGCAGACAUCAUCCCUGCCGACUCAGAGUCAGGAGAAGGCAAAGUCCUCGCUGCCCUCCACGAAGAAAGCGCCUGCCUUACUGUUCAGCAGUGACGAGGAGGACCAGUGGACUAUAUCUGAGCCCAAGAUAAACCCAACAUCUGAUAGCAUGUCCAGAGGGGAAGACUCCAGGCCUGUCUUGAGCAAGGGGGCCAAAGCUGUGGAAAAAACCAGUCUCUUUGAGGAGGACGAUGAAGAUGACCUCUUUGCUAUUGCCAAGGACAGCCAGAAGAAGACCCAAAGAGUGUCACUCUUGUUUGAAGAUGACGUGGACAGCGGAGGCUCCCUGUUUGGCUCGCCUCCCAUGCCUGUGCCUUCUGCAGCCACGAAAAAAGAAUCCGUUCCUCAGGACUCCCCUUUGCUGCUCAGCAAUGAGGCAGAGAAAAAGGUGGGCCUGGGCGAGCCCGUGGCGCCGCAGGCUGAGAGCACGAAGGACGUCUCGGGAUUUGGGAGCAGUGAUGCUGCUGAGAAGUCGGAACAGGAAACACUUGUGACUGUGCCUACUCAGGACGCAGCCCAACACUCAGAUUUAUUUUCUUCAUCAUCCCUAUCGGACAGAGGAACCAAAGGUAGAACCAAGACUGUCCUAAGCUUGUUUGAUGAGGAAGAGGAUAAACCGGAAGAGCAAAACAACACCCAGGCUCUGCAGAAAGAAGUGGCAAAGGGUGUUGACGCCCAAAUCCGGCCCAAGAGCACAGGUGUCUUCCAGGAUGAAGAGCUGCUUUUCAGCCACAAACUCCAAAAGGACAACGACCCGGAUGUUGACCUUUUCGCUGGCACCACGAAGAAAUCCAAGUCCUUAGAGCCUCGCACUGGGAGCCUGUUUGGAGACGAUGAAGAUGAUGAUCUUUUCGGCUCUGCCAAGUCCCCUCCCUUGGUACCAGAAAAAAAGAAGGUAGUGAAAAAAGACCAGUCUGUUUCCUCUGGGAAGAACCAAAAUUACCCCGACUCCACUCCAGGAAGCAAGGAAGACAGCCUGUGGACCCUGGAAACCCCUCAGGACUCUGCAGGUCCCGCUGCAUUUAAAACCAAAGAGCCAUCCACUCGCAUCGGGAAAAUACAAGCACAUCUAGCAGUUAACCCCGCAGCCUUGCUGCCUGGAGCGGCUCCACAGAUUCCUGGAGUGAAGUCUGUUCUGCCAGAAUUGGCAUUCUCAACAUCUGAAGCUGCCAGGAGCCGCAGGCUGGAGCAUGUGAGCCCGGAUGCUGGGAGUGGAGAGGUCGGUGUGAGCUUCGAUUUCCCAGCGCAGGCGGACACCUUACACAGCGCAAACAAGGGCCGGGUCAAAGUGAGAGGGAAGCGCAGGCCGCAGACCCGUGCUGCCAGGCGACUGGCUGCUCAGGAGUCCAGUGAGGCCGAGGACACGAGUGUCCCCAGGGGACCCACUGCACAAGUGGCAGAUGGUGCCGUCUCGCCCAGUGGCUGGCAGCCAUGGCACCGAGCAGCCCAUGGAGAAGAUGGCUCUGGAGAGCCCCUGGCUGCUGCCUCUCCACCUUGGGAAGGCAGGCCAAGGCCCGGGGUGGACAAAAGCCCCUUUGCCAAGUCUCUGGGCCAGCCCAGCGGUGAGGCUGAUCUCUUUGAUUCUGAAGACAUCUUCACCCAGGGCCCUGAAAUUCAGUCCAUGGAGAGAACAAGGGCCAAGGUCAAAGCAGCAGAGAGCCCGGGCCAGCUGGCAGGGGCAAGGAAGGAGAGCGCCCCCCUGUUCCCUCCUCUGGGCGACGCCGGCAGCGAUGAGCUCUUCCAGCCCGUGAAGUCCAAACCAGCCAAGAAAGCAGCUCCCUUCCCUCUCCUGGAAGACGAGGAUGAUCUGUUUGCAGACCAGAAAGGCAAGAAGCAUGCUUCAAAAUCCAGCGGCCAUCAGGAUGUCCUGCCAAAAACACAAGAUAUUUUUGAGGAUGACAUAUUUGCUACAGAAGCAACUAAACCAUUACAAAAAACAAAAGAGAAGGAAAGAACAUUAGAGUCCAACUUAUUUGAUGAUAACAUUGAUAUCUUUGCUGACCUGACCGUAAAACCGAAAGAAAAGCCCAGAAAGAAAGUGGAAGCUAAGUCCAUCUUUGAUGAUGACAUGGAUGAUAUCUUCUCCUCCAGCACCCAGACGAAGACAACCAAACCUAAAAGCCGACCUGCACAGGCAGCACCUGAACCAAAAUCUGAUCACAAGGUGUCCAACAUAUUUGAAGAUCCCCUGAAUGCCUUUGGAGGUCAGUAGAACACAGGAAGAAUCCACCGUGCUCCUGCGGGCUAUGACCUUGAGUUAGCAAUUCUGCCUUCUGCGCUGUCACAACUGGAUUGCAAAAAGCAAAUACCGCAAUAACUGGCUCUCCAUGUACUUAAUGUUUUCUGUACUGACUUUAACUAUGCUUACUACUAGAAAGAAAAAUGUCUCACAA
Messenger RNA from Ochotona curzoniae (black-lipped pika), 4206 nucleotides. Its product is annotated as WASH complex subunit 2A-like. Lineage: Eukaryota; Metazoa; Chordata; Mammalia; Lagomorpha; Ochotonidae. The record is from RefSeq and is a predicted model, not a curated record. Bases 84 to 4025 code for a protein of 1313 amino acids. Gene Ontology annotation, biological process: protein localization to endosome; retrograde transport, endosome to Golgi. Gene Ontology annotation, molecular function: phosphatidylinositol phosphate binding; retromer complex binding. The transcript has 30 exons. Gene Ontology annotation, cellular component: WASH complex; early endosome.